This is a messenger RNA of Aspergillus campestris IBT 28561, 1599 nucleotides long. RefSeq names its product cytochrome P450. The coding region runs from base 1 to 1599 and encodes 532 amino acids. Gene Ontology annotation, molecular function: oxidoreductase activity, acting on paired donors, with incorporation or reduction of molecular oxygen; iron ion binding; heme binding. NCBI's taxonomy places the organism in Eukaryota, Fungi, Ascomycota, Eurotiomycetes, Eurotiales, Aspergillaceae. The record is from RefSeq and is a predicted model, not a curated record. The transcript is spliced from 3 exons.
AUGUUGGUGCAAGAGGUUUGGGCGGCCUUGUCGUUGAUGAGGCUGUUGGUGGGUGUGUUAGGGAUUUCGGGAAUUCUGUCUGUUGUGUACGCGGUCUAUAACCGCUUCUUCCACCCUCUCCGCCACGUCCCUGGUCCCUGGCUGGCGACCGUCACACCAUUCGUCCAGCUGUACCAUGGCCUCCAAGGGGACCGACACCUGUGGCUGCACGCCCUGCACAAGAAGUACGGAUCGCACGUCCGCGUCGCGCCCAACUUCGUGUCCGUGAACACCGCGCAGGGUCUCCAUGACAUCUACGGCCACGGGAAGAAGCUCAAGAAGGCGAACUUCUACAACGCCUUCACUGCCAUCAAGGGCGUGUACAACACGCACAAUGUGAUUGAUAAGACGGUGCAUGGGCGCAAGAGACGCGUGCUCAGCCAGGCGUUUUCGGACCACGCGCUGAAGGCUAUGGAGGAUGUUGUGCUGCUGCAUGUUAGACAGCUGUGCGAUAAGUUGGCGGAUUUCCCAGGUAGCACUAAUUACAGCGGGAAGGGAGAACGUGUGCGCAAUUUGGCGAGUUGGUUUAGCUGGCUUACUUAUGAUGUGAUGGGCGAGCUCUGCUUUGGGAAGAGCUUUGAUAUGCUGCAAGGGGAUACUAUUUCUCAGCAGAAGAAGGACCGGCGACAGAUGGUUGGGUUGGUGGAUCGGGCUGCUAAUCGGCAUUAUGUGUGUGGCCUGUGGACACCUCUCGAUACAUGGCAUCUGGAUCAGGUUGUAAUCCAUAAACUGACCAACGACCGCUGGAACUUCAUCAUGAAUUCUCGAGUGGAGGCCAACGAACGAGCCAAGGAGCGCACGAAGGCCGGCCACAGCGCCAAGAAGGACUUCUUCUACUACCUCCUUAACGCCAAAGACCCUGAAACUGGACGCGGUCUCUCAACGGCCGAGCUCUGGGGCGAAGCCAACGUCCUGAUGAUCGCCGGCAGUGACACCACCUCGACAACGAUGACAGCCACGAUGUUCUAUCUUCUCCGCAACAUCCCGGCCAUGGGACGGCUGAAAGACGAAAUCCGACAGAGCUUCAACGACGUCGAGGAAAUUAUCAGUGGCCCCAAGCUCAACGAAUUGGUUUAUCUAAAGGCCUGCAUUGACGAAGCCCUACGAUUGGCGCCUGCUGUGCCGGGUGCGAUCCCGCGGGAAGUGAUUGACGGGGCCAUGGUCGACGGCGUCUAUCUACCUCCCGGCACAGACUGCGGCACCCCGACCUACUCUAUCCACCGACAAGACGAAUAUUACCGGGAAGCAGAGUCGUAUAUCCCCGAGCGUUGGAUUGACGGCGCCACAUGCCAGACCCGAUCUCAAGAAUGGACGACAACCAAGGAGGACGUUGAGGUUGCUCGCAAAGCGUUCUGCCCAUUCAGCAUUGGUCCUCGGGGGUGCAUUGGGAAGAGCAUGGCCAUGAUGGAGCUGCGACUGACCAUCGCACGCCUCAUUUUCCUGUUCAAUUUCGACUUAUAUGACCGGGAGGGAGAGGAUGAGAACGGACAUUUGGCUCUCGUUGACCAUUUCACCAGCGCCAAGAAUGGGCCUAAUGUGAUUGCCAACCAUAGAAUAUGA